CUUCAAGUCUAUGGACCAGUUAUGUUAAUGAAAGUUUUACAUUCGUUUAAAUAGGAUGGUGAAUUCUGAGGAAGAAGCAGCUGGUGUGUUAAGCUACUUCUAACUCAGGACUGAAAAUGCCAGCAGUUGAAAGUGAGGCAAAGGCAAAAACCAAAGUCUACUUUGAGGAGAUCUUCAGACGUCAUGCUGGCCUAACUGACACAAAGAAGUCAAAGAAAAAGAAGUUUCCCUCUCAAGAGAAUAUUGUGCUUGAUACCUUUAGAAGUAAUAUUGAUCUAGCCAAGGAAAGUGUGAAUGAUGAAGCAAUUAUAAACAACACAUAUAAUCCUGAAGAAGAGAGUCCUCGAUUUACAAAAAAUAAACUGAGAGAGAAAGCCUCACUUGCAGAGAAAAUAAACAAUGACAUUGUUAGUGAAGAAAAGAUCAAGCAACCAAAGUCUAACAAGAAGAAAAAGAAAUCACUGGUACAAGAACAAUUUAAUGAGGAGGAAAAUUUAUAUGAACAUAAAUUGGAGAGUUUUGAGGAACAGAUUAAAGAUUUUCCAAAGAAGAAAACAAAAAGAAAAUCACAAACAGAUGUACCUCAUCAAGAAGAUGAUAGAAAGAUUAAAAAUUCCUUGACUGAAGUGAGAAACAUAACUGAGUUAGAAGAGAAAGAAGAGCUAAUUCAAGCUUAUCAGCUAUAUGUGGCUGAGGAUGAGUCAACUGCAAUUAAAAACAAAAUAAAAAUGAAACUUAAAGAACAGAUGUCUGAAUUUACUUCCAGUGUACAAAGCCAUGAAGUAGUAUUGAACAAUGAAGUGGGCAAAAAGAAGAAAAAGAAGAAACAAAGAGCAGUUUUAAGUGAAGCUGAAACAAGUGCAAUGUCCCUUUCUGAGCUACAGCAUCAGCCAGAAGAAGAUAGCAAUGAAAAUCAGUCUUUGGAAAGACUAGUUACAGCAGAAGAACAAAAACUGGAGGAAAGCAUGGAAAAACAGAAACCUAAAGCAAAGAAGGUUAAAAAGAAAACCAGAAAAGAAGAAAACACAAAAGUCGCUGCAGAAAAUGAUGAGGAAAUGAGGAAUACAGAAAUUUCAACUCAGUCUAAAUAUGGUUUUGAUGAUGAUCUUGUGCUGGGAGUUUACAUCCAUCGAUCUGAUCGACUUAAAACUGAUCUCCUGGUGUCUCAUCCCAUGGUUAAAAUACAUGUUGUUGAUCAGAGAAAUGGCUUAUAUGUCAAGAAGGAUCAUGGCAAGAGCAAAGUUUCAUCUUCUUAUGAACAAGAACAAAGAGAGCAUGUUCUUCCUAUUAUGACUCAACCAUAUGACUUCAGACAGACUAAAUCAACAAUUCCAGAGUGGGAGGAGCAAGUCAUAUUUAAUGAGCGUUUUAAUUAUUUUAUUCAAAAUACUGAAGAAGAUCCUCAAGUAAUCCUGUUUUUUGAGAUCCUAGAUUUUCGAGGGAUGGAUGAAAGGAGAUCCAGCUCUGAUGUACCAGUUCUGGAAAGGGGCUUCCGAAAAAUUUGUUGGGCAUUUCUAAAGCUUGUAGGUGCAAAUGGAGUUCUAAAUGUUGAUGGAAAACUCCGUCUGCAGUUGUAUUACCCACCCUCAAGGACCAAGUCACAUUCAAACGUUGUCGAGGUUUAUGACUGGUGGGCAAAAUGUCCUAGAAAUCGUUACCCAUCAACUUUGUAUGUCACCGUAAGAGGCAUAAAAUUGCCAGAUCAUGUUGCUCCUUCUUUCUGCUCUAUGAUAGCUGAUCAGGAGGAACAAAAUAGUGCAACAAGUGAGCUCCAGAGAGAGGGAUCUAAAAAAUCCUGUGAACUCUUUGCAAAGGAGAAAAAGGAGCCAUGUAAAUGGACAAGAUUACCUGGACAGGCUUGCCGCAUACCUAACAAGCGGCUGUUGUCCCUGCGAGGUGGAGAUCAGGGCUGCUUCUGUGUUCGUUUCUCUCAUGAUGGGAAGACACUGGCAGCAGCAUGUGCAGGAAGGAAUGGCUAUCCCAUAGUUUUGUAUGAAAUUCCUUCUGGACAGUUUCUGAGAGAAUUUUAUGGUCACUUUAACAUAGUAUAUGAUCUUUGUUGGUCAAAAGACAAUCAAUACCUUCUUACUGCAUCCUCUGAUGGCACUGUCAGAAUGUGGAAAAUAGAAAUGCAGGCAACAUCUGCAGUGAGAGUUUUCCCUCAUCCUUCAUUUGUUUACACUGCAAAGUACCACCCAGUUGAUGACUCCUUGGUUGUGACAGGAUGUUACGACUCUGUGAUUAGAGUCUGGAAUGCCAAUGUGGAAGAAAUUUAUGGACAGCUGCUACAGGAGCUUGAUGGUCACAAAAGCUUCAUCAACACACUUUGUUUUGAUGCAGAAGGGCUCCACAUGUUCUCAGGAGAUAGUGCAGGACUGAUAAUAGUUUGGGAUACAUCUGUCAAAGAAAGUUCUCAACACCUGUUUCAACACUGGAGGAUUAAUAAGGAAAUAAAAGAGAAUGAUAUUAAAGGAAUACCAAUAAAUCAUUUGGAGGUGCAUCCUAAUGGAAGACGUUUAUUAAUCCAUGCCAAAGACAAUACCCUGAGAAUCAUGGAUCUCAGAAUCUUGGCUACGAAGAAAUACAUCGGUGCCACAAAUUACAGAGAGAAGAUUCACAGCACCUUAACACCAUGUGGUACAUUCCUAUUUUCUGGAAGUGAAGAUGGAAAGGCUUAUGUUUGGAAUCCAGAAACAGGAGAUCAGGUGGCCAUAUAUUCUGAGCUCUGCUUCACAUCUCCGCUUCGUGAUGUUGCCUUUCAUCCACAUGAACACAUGGUGUCAUUUUGUGCCUUUGGUCAAAACCAGCCAAUACUUGUAUACAUUUAUGAUUAUAAAGUUGCACAACAGGAAGCUGAACUCGUAAAAGAUCUCAGUUCAUCACUUACAACAGCUGCACCAAGAGGGCCACAGAUCUUUAGCAGUUUUUCUGAAACUCCUAUACAAAAAAGUUCAGGACUGUCUCCAGCAGAUCAGUUUGUCAGUGUUGCAAGAACAUCAAUGAGAAUGCAGAAGGUGAAACAGAAACUUGAUUCCGUAACAGCGAGCUCAAAUCUCUUGCUUCCUGCACCUCCAUUGCUGUCACCACACUCCAGGCUAAGACUGCCAGGCACUCAGAGCACUCCACUGAAUCCUCUCUAUUCUUUCACUACUAAAAGUGGGUGUUUCAGCCCAGUAGGAAAUCCUCUUAGCCAAACACUAUUGGGUAGACUGCAGGCGAGUGAUGACUGCCUGACUGCACUGGGAGCGAGAGGAGGAAGCAGUUGUUCACUCGGGCAAGAGACAGUAGUGGCUCUUUAUGACUACACAGCGCAUCGAUCAGAUGAGCUAACCAUCCAUCGCAGUGACAUUAUCCAAGUGUUGUACAAAGAUAAUGAUAACUGGUGGUUUGGCAGCCUAGCAAAUGGACAGCAAGGCUAUUUUCCAGCUAAUUAUGUGGCUGGUGAAAAAGAAUAUGGAGAACAAUCUUCAGGAUCAGUGCCAGAUUCUGCUCCUCUCCUGCCGGAAGGACCAAAAGAAGCAGAGGAGGGUUCUCCAACACUUCAUAAGAUGUCACCAGUCACCAGUAAGUCAGGGGACCUAAAAUUUAGCUCGGAGCAUGACACAGAUAGAGACUCACUUGCAACACAAGGUGCAAAGAAAAAGAAGAGGAUAAAGAGGAGCGAGAGAGAAAAUCAGCACAACUUGGUGGGUCUCGAUACUCCUCUAUCAUCAAGUACAGCUAAUGGUGUUGAAAAUGAGCCUGUAGCCCGUCGGGGGGAACUGAAGAAGAAGAAAAAGGUGGUGAGAGGCUCAAACUUAAGCACAAAUGGAAAGACAAAUACUGCCUUUGAGCCUGAAUGCUGUGAUGCAUAG
Molecule: messenger RNA, 3854 nt
Organism: Chaetura pelagica (chimney swift)
Lineage: Eukaryota; Metazoa; Chordata; Aves; Apodiformes; Apodidae
Gene: AHI1
Product: Abelson helper integration site 1
Exons: 24
Coding region: 117-3854 (1245 amino acids)
Biological process (GO): motile cilium assembly
Cellular component (GO): ciliary basal body
Molecular function (GO): protein binding
Source: RefSeq, a predicted model, not a curated record